GCAGCCAUGUAUGGUAUUGUAUGUGUGUACGGGAGGGAAUGGAUGGCGCGUUUAUGACCACCAGGGGGUCUCGCCGGUGCGGAAGUCCUCCUCGCUUUUCUUCCACUCCUUGAACACAAUCUGCACACACACACACACACACACACACAGAGAGAGAGAGAGAGAGAUAAAGCCAGGAGCGUGGAUGUGUGUCUUUCGCGGUGGGAAAGAGCGUAUCACUCACCCCUCCCUUGUCGUCGGCUUCCACGUGGGCGAGGGCCAGCGACAGAGGGGCAGGGCCACGCACAACCUGCACACACACACACGUGUCCAAUGUCUGUCUGUCGCGCAACCUGCAUGGUGCGGCAUCUCUCGACAAUCAGUGAGUGGCUCGCCUCUCCCACAUACCUUUCCAUUAGCGUCGUAUUGGGAUCCGUGGCAUGGGCAGAUGAACCUGUUCUGGGCGGCAUUCCACGGCACCACGCACCCGAGAUGUGUGCACACCGCGUUGAUGCCGAAGUCUUUCACGUUCGUCUUCUCGUCGUUGACCACAAGAUAGUACGCAUCGCCUGCACACACACACACACACACAGAGAGAGAGAGACCCAAUCCAACCCUGAUUGACACAUAGACCCCCUCCCUCCCUCUCCCUCCCUCCCCCCCGUCUCUGCGUACCCUUGAUGCCCUGGACGAGCUCCCUGUCGCCCGCAUUGUGGCUGGCGAGCCACUGCUUGACCGUCACCUGGUUGCCCACUCGGUCGAGUGCCGGCACACCAGCACCCGCGCCGCCCUUCUUGCUGGGCGGCACGAAGAACCCCAGGUAGAAGUAUGCCGCCUGGAGGAUGGGCAAGCCGACCGCCCCAAGUGUGAGGGCGUUGAGGAUGUUGCGCCUGUCCAUAUCGGCAGGGGGUGCGCCGAGGUUCUCCUCGCCAGCCGUGGCCAUCAAGAGGGUCUCGCCCCGUGCUUGGCACAGGUCAGAGCACCUCUGCACUGCGUUGGACAGACCACUGCUGACGCCAAAGGGGGUGGGGGGGACGAAGGCAGAUGUGUCACGCUGCCUCAGAGAGGCACUCAGACCUGAGAUCACAUGACACAAGCCAUCAACCGACGGAUAGAUAUGCAGCACUCACUCACAGAUCUCUGACGCAUGCCAUGCGUGUGUGUGUGCGGUGACCUCACCAGUAGCCACGAGGCAGAGAAAGACGGCACCCACGAGUGAGUUCAUUUUCAAAAUCACCGAUGCACGCGUUGCGGCAGAGAUCUG
Molecule: messenger RNA, 1243 nt
Organism: Vitrella brassicaformis
Lineage: Eukaryota; Vitrellaceae
Source: the annotation of a GenBank genome assembly